GACACGAAACACAACGUGCGCACGGCCAGGCAGUCCUUCACACUUGACGGCACAGCUCGGUGGAACUUUGGUGGCGUUCAGAGCUUCAUUCUUCUCAGCGAUCAAGCAUCCGGUUCUCUCUCUGUGUGGGACAUAACUGCGACUUCGUCAGCUGCAUUACGUGACGCUGUCACUAUAUGCGACGGUUUGAUGGUUGUAUUCUACCUGGUUUGGCUGGCACCGUUCCUAACCCUGGUUACCGCGCGCAUGUUUGGAUCGACUCGGUUAUAUUGUCGAUUAUGUGAGGACAUCUGUCAACUGAGCGGCCUACGCGAAGUCGCCAAUUGUGACAGAAUCUUCUUCAGUCUCUUCUCUUACCUCCUCUAUGUCCUCUGUGGACCAACGUUUAUGGGCUACCUACUGGACUACGAGUUCGGCGUGGUCUUUAGCUUCGGCAUAUUUGUCUGCAACACCUUUGUGCCGGAGAGUACAACCUACAUGGUCGAAAUUAUUCAGGUAGUUUACAAUCGCCAUUCGUUUUCGACCGAUGAUGCAGAAGUGUGUUUUGCGUUUCUCACCAAACACUCUGUCAAAAGAGGUGCGAUAAUUUGA
Mesocestoides corti is the source of this 591-nucleotide messenger RNA. Lineage: Eukaryota; Metazoa; Platyhelminthes; Cestoda; Cyclophyllidea; Mesocestoididae. The record is from the annotation of a GenBank genome assembly.